GGCUACAGUCGCACGCUUUGCUCGCUCCAGGCCUCCAGGCCGCGCACCCCCCCCCAGGCCACACGCUCGCCCCAAUCGCCCGCAGGGGCGCGCUGCUUCCCCUUCCCCAACACCCCCUCUUCCACUGCGCUCAGAUGCCCCCACCGCUAGGCCGCGCCCUCCCCGCACCCCCCGGGUGCCCUCCAGGAUCGGGGCUCUCUUCGCUCCGGGAGCAAGGUGUCUUAUGCUGAUGUGCGCCCGGCCCGUGCGCCUUGCCACCUGCCCUGGCCAGUGAAACUCUCGUGCCCGUCCCCGGGAAGUUCGUGGGUCACGCUCCGAGGCGGGGAGAAGGAGCAGAGCCUGCCCUUGGCAUCCAGCGGGGCAGUGCUGGCCGCCGGAGCAUCUUCCCUCUUUCCUCUGGCCCCAGCCCUGCUCUUUAAUUCUUCAGCCCUUUCCACUGAGGACAUUCUUAUCUGCCGGCUAAGAUAUAAUAUUACCACUUGGAAGCCCAUCGUGGCCCUGGCAACUUGAAGCGACCGGGCACGAGACAGAAAGAGGACACUUGUACAGUGCAGAGGUUCCCACCUGCCUAGGAACCUCCCUGGUUCUCGGUAAACUUCAGAAAAGUGUUUACUUCCUAGCUGAGUUUAACAUGUUGCUCUUGGCUCUCAAAAAGGACGAAUGCAGAAAAGGUACAGAAAUCAGCAGUAAAAAUGGUAAAAUUAUUUUUGUUACUUGGAGCCAAAGAACAGUAGUGAUGUUUAAGGACUAAGAACUCUAAAAGCAAAUGAAAUUAAAUGAUAAGAUUGGACCAUGACACAAACUAGCAGUCUGAAGUUUAUUCCUGGAAAAAGGUUGAAAACCCCUUGACUAGAAGCAUGGUCUUUAUGAAAGAUUAGAGGGAGAUUAGUAUCUUAACAUUUGUGAUGUAUUUUUUACUUUACUUAAGUAUCUAAGUAUCUUGAUACCUGUAACCCCUUUUUCGCUUCAGACGUCUCUGUGCUAAGAUAGAUAGUAUUGUCCUGUUUUAUAAGUGAAGUACCUGAGGGAGGUGGUGGUGGGAAUUACGUAUAUUGCCUGAUGCCUCGUACAUUGAUAGUGGGGGACUUGAGCCUGGGUCGCUCAAGUCAUUUCUGCACUCCUUCCCCUGGACCAGAACCACAUUAUGGGACUCAGAUGUAGGAAAGAGGGAGCAGUGUUUGGUGUGGUAUUUAUGCUCUUAAUGUGAGAAGACACUUAGAAGGUGCUCAUCUUGCUUAAGAUGCAUUCAGAUUUACUCUUGGUUUUUUAAAGUAAUGUCAAAGUUAGUUUCUUUGGUUCAGUGAUAGCAGACCUCUAAGAUGUUCAGACACCUUUAGGACAUCCUCAUUUAUUUUGAAGGGUGUGGUGAACUUCUCAGAAGGUCUCAAAAUAAAAGUUGUAGUCUCUGACUUUAAUUUUAGAAAUAAGAACCCAGGUAUAUGUUUCAGCACUUUUGUGAAAUCAGACAGCAGUAAGCCGCUAAGUUUUAGGCUGUCUCCUGAGUGUUUUCAGAUGAUAAGGAGGAGUUCUAAAGGGGUUUUUUGCCCCUGGUAUUGUCUGUUAGAGUUUGUGGGAGUGGCACCAUUGACAGAGACCCUGCCAGAUGAGCCUUCAUCUAUUAAACAAAAAUGUCUGGCCAGGCUGUUUCGCCUCAACAGAUGGAGAUUUGGUUCCUCAUUUUGAUUCUCCUGUUGAACAUUGCCUCCUUUGUGAUCUGCUUGGAGUGUUUGUGUAUCAUUUCAUGCUGAGAAGUGGACUUGCCCUGAUUGGCUGUCCAACCCUAGGCAACUGUUGUGAUUUUUUUUUGGUGAGUGAUAACAGUCCAUCCAUGACCUGAGUCUAGUGAGAGAUCUGUAGAAAUGUGAGAGGUGAAGCUUCAUCUAGGGCUGUUUUCUUCCUUGUUGGCACCCUCUUAAGAGUGUUCUGUCCCUUUGGCCUAUGAAGUCACUUUUAGUUUCCUAUUUUUUUCCUGUUUCAAUGGAUACCACAUGGGCUUUCCUGACAGGCCUAGCCACCUUGAUGAAGAGCUGACAGAUUCACAUUGGUUGACUUGACAGAUGUACUUGCUUGGGGAAACGUUAAAAAAUCUUAAAACCUAAUUCAUUGCUAAAGAACAAGUAUAAGCUUCAUACACAAUCAGGCAGCAUAUUUCUACCAAGGCUUCCAUCAUCUCAAAGCUGUUUUUUUUUUUUUUCCUGGCAAAAGGUUAAAAUGCAACUAAAAUUCUGCUUUCAUGAUUAAUAAGUCACUACCGCAGUUGUGUCUGAUGCUUCCUGUUUGCCCCAUUUUAGUGUUUCAGUUAAACUGGAGACAUCGGAGCAUUAUGGGCACUUUUGACGGCACCAGCAUGAAAUUGACAUGGGGGGAAAAUCUGUGUCAGUGGAUUAUUGGGAAUUGUAAGGAUAAGCCAGCCCCUCUGGCCUUGGAACACCAAGGUCCCUAGUAAGGGAAAGGAGUGCAGCUGAGCAGCUCCAAGGGGUAGCGUGAACACGUAAAAUGAUGCACGUGUGAAGGCUUUGCAUGUACUUGGUGCUGCUGACUGAAAUGUCGAAAGCAGUAGAUGAGAAAUGGAAGGCCAGACAUAGGGCAAGUUGUGUAGGAGAUCAUUUCAGUUGAGCUGGUGGGACAUUGAAGUCUGUUAGAUAUGGGGUCUUAAGUUCUGGGCUUGUCUUAUCACCUGAGAGUGACAAUGCCAAGAAAAGUAAUUUUUCUUUAGUGGCCUGUGCUUUCUUUGUAUUCAAGUUUAAAGAGUCCUCUUCUUUCUUGCUAUUUUAUACCCUUUAAUUAUCCUCCUGAUAUAAAUCCUCUGAAAUUAUAUGGCAUCAAGAGUAAUAGUAUUUGGGAGCUAUUUUUGUAUUUUCUCACAAUACUCGUAUAAAGAAAGGCAGGAACAAAGAUUGGAAAAGUGAAGCCUGAAAAAGAUAAAGUGGACCAGAUUACUCAGAAAAUCAGUGUCAUGCCCGUAAUUUGAACCCACUUUUGUUGACAUCUGUUGCUGCUGUUUUUGUUGUUACUAGUUGCCAUUGAGUCAACUCCAACUCAUGGUGACCUUAUGUAUAACAAAACGUUGCAUGAUCCUAUGCCAUCUUCAUGAUGAUUGGUAUGCUUGAGUUCAUUCUUGUGGCUUUUGUGUCAGUCUAUGUCAUUGAGAGUUUCCCUCAUUUUCGCUGACCUUCUACUUUACCAAACAUGAUGUCCUUUUCUAGUCUUGACACCUAGUUCACUGCUUUUUCUACUAACUUAUCCAUGAAAGGACAGGAAGGAUAGAGCUUUUUUUUUAUUGCCCCCGAACAUGUCAAUUUUGAACGUAACUAUACCAGGGUAGUUGCUUUUAUUAAUGAGUAGAGAUGAAAGAUGAAUAGUAUAUCUCAUGAUAUUUUUAACAUAAGCAGGGUGGACAGGUCUGCUUAUCCCCAUUUUAGAGAUGUAGGAACUGAGGCAGAGAGGCCAAGUGCUUUGCCCAGAGCAGUAGAGCAAGUCUAUGGUGUCCUCAUAUCAAAUGUGGUGGUUUAGGCUGUCAGGUCAGACAGACCCAGGUCAAGUCCAGGCUCUGCAACUAUCUGGCUUUGCGACCUCAGGCAAAUGAUUCCCCUCUCUAAGCAUUGGGUGCCUCAUCUGUCAAUGGGGUCAGAAAUACUUCAUGGGAUUGUUUGGAGUAGAAAAUGAGAGAAUAAAGUGGUGAGCUCAGUGCAUGGCAUAGGAUAAGCCUCAGAACAUGAUGGCCGUUAAUGUUGUUGUUGUUGUUAGUAGUCCUAGUAGCAGUAGUAGUACUGUAGUUACCAAUUACCACAUUGACUAGACCUCUGUUUUCUGUGAGAUAAUGUCAGGAAGGGUCAGACUACCUGAGAGGUCUAAGAGUCAUUUUCUGAGGACCUUUCUUCCAGGAGGGCAUUUCUCCAGUCUAGAGGUCUUGGCAUUGGGCACUCCUUGUCUUAACACUAACUACACUUGGAUACUGCCCUCACUACACUCCAAAUAAGCCUAAAAAGGCCUGGGCUCCGCCUGGUCAGUGUUGUGAUCCUAAACUAGGGGCACCCCUUAGGACCUCCCAAAACUCUGAGCCAGAAGUCACAGUGGGCCUUUCUAGAGGCUGCCUUAUGCCCACGUGUGGUGAAGUAGGUCCCACUCUGCGGGUGAAAAAAAGGGAAAAUACUGUGUAGAAUGUAAGUCUGCAAGGACUUAUUCUUCUUUGGGCGAUUAGGGGGGAAGGUUCCCACCAACACAUAGCACCCCCAGCUCAUGCCCUUUCUGUCUUACAAAUAUAUCUUUGUCAGCUUCUCUCUAGUACCGUGUUUGGGGGCUCUGGAUCUGCAGUCAGGAACUUGCAGAUUUCCCUUGAAAUUGUACAAGAAAAAAAACCAGUUUCAUAUUAGGUUUUGGAUUCUUUUUUCCCUUUCUUAAUACAAAACAAAAAUAUAGGACCCCACCAGGCUGACGUUCCCUUUAAAUAACAUUUUGUUUUCUCUUGGGGAAGCUGUCUUGAUGGUCGAGGAGUCAUUUCUAAAGUGAACCUAGUUUUUAGAAAAAAUAGAUCACCGGAUGUCAAGCCUCCUGUGGAGCUCAGUACAGAUGAAAAUGAAACCUGCCAGCCUGAGUGGCAGCUCGCCCUUGACUUCAGGCAGGAGGUGACAGGCAGAGUGCGUUUGGACCCAGCUCAGUAACUAGUCGGUUCCCCAGACACAUUUGGUAGGUACCAUAGUCAUUUUCCAGGCAGCUUUGCUUAGGUGAGCAGAACAUUUUCUCUGGAAGGUGAGUCACCCAUGCAGGGGUGUAGAUGACAGGCACAUUUAGUUGCCAGCACAGUUGUAGAGGAAGUUCUAAGCAGACUGUGUUGAAAAACUCUCCACCAAGGAUCAGUCUCACUCCAGGCCAAGAGCUUGAGAGACAGGGAUAAGGAAGCAACUGAGAGGUCUCCAGGGCUGGCUGACUGACGGAGAGAUGGACCGCCUGGUGGGGGUAGUGUGGCUAGGGCACAGAGCCCAGAUCAGCAGACAUUGCACUCCUGAGUCCAGCCACCUUGACUGUGGAAAAUGGCCCACUUCCAGUGACAGUCAGCAAAGAAGCAGAGGGGAGCUUUGGCCUCGGGGAGCUGGGAAAUCCCUUGGCAGAGAGCAGAGAGAUAUAAGCCGUACUUUGGUAUGAAAGACCGGUUGGGUUGGGGAACCCUUUUCUACCCGCCUUCUCUUUGCCCACCUGAGUUGGAGCCUCUGAAGACUGCAUUAAAUCUGAAGGCUAGAUUAAACCCUGGGUUUCAGGAAGCUCUGUAAUUCCAAGCCUGCCACCACCUCAGUUGUCUACACUUCUAGGACCGGAAGUGGACUCAGAAGGAAGCAGCAGGGGGAACUCAUGGGCCAUUUCUUCCUCCCAAUUUCUGGUUACUAAGGCCUUCUGCUGACCCUGUGACCACUAAAGCCUCCUCAAGUAUCCUUCAAGGCAGGAAUCUUGUUUAGAGACUGCUCUAGACCAGUAUGGUUUGGGUUGGGCUGGAGGGUUGAUAGACAAGAACAUCUAUAAGCAACGCCGCGGAUCACCCACAUGAGCUUGACUUUAUUGAAGGUGCAGGGGAGGAACUAUUAAGACCUUGCAAGUGAUCUUGUUUCCCAUAUCAGCCACACACUCCCUCCACCCCCAAUAUCCACACCCCAUCACUUUGGAUUAGCCAUCCAGUGGCUUCAGGCUGACAUGGCUAAAUGACCUGAGACCUUAACUGCUUUGUCAGGAAAGAACUAUUAGAAGUGCAGAUUGAUGUCACAUUGUGGGGAUUGCAACCAGUGUCACAAAAUAAUAUGUGUAUAAAUUUUUGAAUGAGAAAUUAACUUGAGCUGUAAACUUUCACUUAAAGCACAAUUAAAAAAAAAAAAUUACAGCCUUGGAAACCCUAUGGGGGAGUUCUGCUGUGUCCUAUAGGGUCAGUAUGAGUUGGAAUCAACUCGGCAGCAACGGGUUUUUUGUUUAUGUAUCCAUAUUUUUUUAAGAGCCCUAGCGGCACAGUGGUUAAGAGCUUGGCUGCUAACCAAAAGGUUGGCGGUUCAAAUCUACCAGCCGCUCCUUGGAAACCCAAUGGGACAGUUCUACUCUGUCCUGUAAGGUCGGAAUUGACUUGACGGCAACGGGUUUGGUGUUUUUUGUUUUGUUUUGUUUUGUUUUUUGUAUAUAUCCAUAAACGCAUGUGGUAUUGUUUUGCAUACUUUUAAACUUAUGUAAAUAACAUCAUGCUGUUAAAAAAAAAAAAAGUACGUAUUGGAAAUGAUCAUUAGUGUUUGUACGCUCCCUUAUUUUACAAAAUAGCAACUGGUGGCCUAAGGGAGCUGAGUGAGUUGUUGAAGGCCACACAGCUAGUUAAUGGCAGAGCCUGAUCUAAAACCCAGGCUUCUUUCUCUGUGUUUUGCUGCCGCUGCACAAAGGAACUACUCCUGGUGUAGGAAUUUUAUUUCUUAACUAGCUCCUCCUUUUAUUCCCCUACCCUGAACCCCUUACUCUCAGCCUUUCUCCAAGCCAAGCUCUACCAGGCCUGGGCAGGGUGGAGCCUGAGCAGCAGCUGCUCUGGGUCUAAGAAAAAGUAAACAGAAAGCUGUUUGUUUGAUGCCGUCUUGCACCACGAAGUUUAUAUAACCAAAAGGAGGUCAAGGUUGAAAAGAAAAUACAAUUCUGGGCAGGAUUACUUAGACGUCUCAGAGGUUGCCUACACCUUUAGAGCACUUACCUACCUUGCCAAAGAGUAGCUUACCCAAAGUGUGGGCUCAGUAAAUAUUAACGAUUGAUUGUGAGGGUACAAACCUACUUGAGCACCAAGAAGCUUCUGUAUCUUUAUCUGUGAAGAAGGGGCAUGUUAUGUUGCCCGUGGCAUGCAGUUGGCUAAAAGAGCUGAAUAGUCAGGCAUCAUCCCAGCUGGAUCAGUCCUGCACCUCUCAGUGGAGAGGCUCUUCCUUGUGGGCAAAUACGAUGUCAUAUCUGGAUGGUGGCCCCCUGUAAGUGCAAAGAGCUGUUGUAUCUGAGAUCCACCACCCACUCCACCCACCCUUCUGCUGGCAUUGAAGUUUUCUUUUAUUGGACCAGAAUCGAUCUUCUGGUUGAUACUAGGAAUGGCUGGCAGAUUUAGGAGGAAACAGGGACCUAGCUAGCCUCAAAUGUGGAUGCUAUUACCAAUUAAGAUUAGAAAUGGAGCCCUUUGCCCCAGGAGUUAAUUGGAUGAACCGGGUCACUUGAGCCUAUGCCCAGCAGUCUCAACUGGUGGAUGCUAUACUUUGAGAGAGAGGAAUAGCUUUACCAAGACAAAUGUAAGAAUAGAGUCAUGCACUCCCUACCGUCUAGCACACAGAUGUAAAUCUGAGCCCAAAUGGAUGUUUUCCAAUUCAGAAGGGUAACUUUCUCAAGAAAUUGGAAAUUAUUGGGUCUCUUUACAUAACAUUAUUGACACAGUAGCCAUAACAAUCGACUUAGACAUACCAGUGAUGGUGAAGAUGGCACAGCCAGGAAUGGGCAGCAUUUCGUUCUGUUAUACAUUAGGUUGCCAUGAGUUGGGACCAACUUGACAGCGACUAACAACAGGUCAACCUUUAGGAAAGGGGACCCUAGGAAUGGCUCAGCGGCCAGUUUAUGUGACACCUUCUUGCUGGGGUGCAGUCAGAUAACCAGCCACCAUACUGUGACGCCCCUCCCCUCCAGCUUGCCAGGUGGUUAGACAGUCUGGAUAUUCCUAUCCCAGGCCAACCAGGCACUCAGAACCUGGGACACUUAUUUAUUCCUCAGGAGUGUGUCAGUCAUUUUUUUCAGUCAGUGGACACUUGCCAAGCAUGCCAAAUGUGCCAGGCUCAGCUAGGUGCUAGGAUAUAAAAUAUGGAUGAUUGAGUCACUGCCCUAGAGUUGCUCUUAGGGCAAGGGAAAGAUGGGCACAAAAGCAGGCUCAUUACAGUUCAACCCAGGUGCUAAAUCAUAAACCAUGUCUGUGGGUGCUGAAGAGGAGCAAGGAAGGCACCAUUGCCCAGGGCCCUCCUUUUCCAGCUUGAUCCAGUCCUAAUGUCACAUACAAAGCUGCUCAGACCCUCGGAGGGGAGGAACCUCACCUCCCCAUUCUGCAGGUAUCUGGGUGGGAACACCCUUGGCAUUCCUCUCAUCUUGGGACCUUGUACUACUCUUCAGUUUGAAAUAGGUGCUUUAUAGCAACCUCGAAACUUCAGCACUUGGGGGAAGGAGCUCCGUGAGGGCAAGGGUCUUGUCUGUCUUGGUUGCCGUUGUAUUCCCACUGGCCAGCACAGUGCCAGGAGAAUGGUAGCACUGGAUAAAUAUUUGUCAUUGAUUGAAAAUACAAAACUAGAAUCCAGACUCCUCCUUUCUCUACCCUGUUGGCCUGAGAGAGGGUAAAAGAACCACAAGCUGUUUCAUGGGUUACCCAUCCCUCACCAAGGAAUCCACCUGAGAUCCUCUGAGAAUACUGACAUCGAUGCCACUCGGCCCUGUGCUCUCCUCCUGGGGGUGGGCAGGAAUGUGAACCCUUCAUUGUAAAGGGCCAUGUCAAAUGUAUCCCUACUGCUCAUGUCCUCAAGCUGGUCACUUGAGCCAGUUUGUCAAAGAGUGUAUAUGUAAGGCAGCAUCUGAAAUGAGGCCAUGGUCAGGGUUCCACCGCCAAAGGGUGGAGCCAAACCAGCCAUGUGCUUCCUUCCAUUUACCCUCAUGCAUUGGAAGUCUUCUGUGGAAAGCCGAGUUGUUUGGGUUUCUUGUUUAUUCUGAAGUUCCUCAAACUAGUUCCUCAAUUUCAGAACCAGUCACCAGUGACUACAAUUAACUUGAAGCCUCCUCCCUUAAGGGAGGCUAAGCCUGUCUUUCUUCGUCUUCUCUUAAUACUGGUAGACCCUGCUUGAAGCCAGUCCCACCUGGGAAAGCCUGAUUUAUAAACCAAGACAGGAGGGGGCGGCUCUAUUUCAGGGGCAUUGAACAUAGCCUAAGGAAGUGCUCUUUGCUCAGAAUCCAAUCUGAAAGGUUAACAAGGAGAGUUUUUUUCACAACCAAAACGUAGCUUGUAAUGAUGACCUCAAGGCUUGGCAAGAUCCAGAAGUGAAUUUUGACUCAUCAAAGAAAGCUGGUUGUGUACAGCGUGAUUGUAGAGUUGAGGGCAGUUGACGGCACUGCAGUCUUUGGAAUUGCUAACUGUUGAAUGGUAUACACUGUAGCUGCCACAUAAAGAGAAUAUUCAGUUAAGCCAAAUACCCCAACCUGCAGAUUUCAGAGUGGGACACUUGAAACUUUUCUUAUGUAACAUACAUUUUAAAAAUCCCUUGCUGCUUAUUGUGGAAAACGAAGUGCACAUGUGGUUGAUUCCCCCCCAUUCCCCCACUCCCCCCGUACCCGUGAUACUGCCUUUUCCCCAUGUUCUCCUCCAUACCAACUCCAUGUUGCUUUCUGUAGAUCAGAGAUGGCUCCUGUGGCUUCUUUUCUGUUUACUCUGGCUCUCCUCGUACAAAAACUGGAAAGUUGGAAUGAAAAUGCAUCAUAAUACUUUUCUUUUAAAGUUUAUAUAAUGCCUUACAUCGGGCUUGGGGACAAAGUACUGACCAUAUUUAUGAGGCUAGCAGCUGAUGUUCAAGGCUUUAUUAUAAAAGAACAGUAAAUAAGCUCAAGAAGCUAGGAGCCGGGCUUUACAAAAUGAGUGGUAAAUUGGAUCUUUGUAACAGAAUUAGUCCCUGGCCUGGGCCCUGCUGUGCAUGGGUGGGCUCAGGAACGCAGGUCUGCCACAGUCUUGGUCCCCAUCGCCAUUUUAAAGCUGUUUUUUCCAGAACAUAGGCAGGCUGUGUUCAUGCUUCCUAACUGAGGUGCUUCCUCCUGGGUCAGUACCUGGGUUUCUAAAUAACAAACCUUUGGCUUCUGGCAACUUCUGCAUUUGAGAUCCCAGUUUUUAAAGCUUAGAUCGUAUGAAAGUGCAGACAAUGUAGUGGUUAAGAGUAUGGGCUUCAACAUAAAAGAAUCCCGGGUGCAAAUCCUGUUGCUGUCACUUCCUUGAGGGCUUGCCGACCCUCAGUUUCUUCCUCUAUAUAAAGGGAAUUAUAUCAGUGCCUUGCUCACAGGAUCAUUGAGAAGAUUCCAGAAAUAAUGUAAACACCACCCAAUACAUCCUAAUACAUGGUGAACAAUAAGUGAUAGUUGCCAUUAUUAAAUUAGUUAUUACUGACAUCCAGCGUGUAAUUAUGUAUAUACACAUAGCAGCAGGUUAUUGAAAACACCCAAAGAUGUCCAUGGGACAACUGAUUUCAGCUGUAGCUGCCAAGGAAUUCUGGGUCCCUGCCCAUCAUGCAGCAGCGGUUCGUUCCUCAGGCCGUUCAGCGCUGAGCCUCCACCCGCAGAGAGGCACUGGGUGAGCUGUGCAGAAUGCUCAGUGAAGAAUAUCCUCCCACGUGGGUUGGCCUUUUCUUGCUGACCACUCCUGACCUUCUGCACUCGGGUUCUCCUCCUCCUCCUUUGACAGUGACUCUGUUCCAGAUCUUCCAUUUCACACUAGGACUGCUGGCUAGAAGAUAUGGGACGUGGGUUUCAGCUCUGCACAGGCAAGGACUUUCAAACAAUUUGGACUUCCAAUCACGAAAAGAACUGUUCAUCUUUUAAUAGCAUCCGUAUUACUGGUGGUGCCAUUGACAUUUACAGAGCACCCACUGUGUGCCAGGCACCAUAUUGGGCAUUGAAACAAUUCAUCAUCCUGCAAAACCCUGUUACGUAGGUUUGAGAAUCCCUAUUUUACAUAUGAGACACCUGAGUCUCGUAUUAAGUGAUCUGCCCGCGGUCACAUACCGGAGAGCUGAGAGACUAAGGUUGGAACUCAGAUCUUUUGAUGCCAGGGCCAUCCUAUCCUGUUGUAUAGGCUAGAUGGCUGUUCCUCCGGAUUAAGUGAUAUGUUGGAAUAAAUGACUUCUAAGGGCCCUUCCGAUCCCAAGAUCAUUUUGUGAUUCCUUUGUCAUUUAUCCAUCCAUCCAUUCUCCCCAACUAGAUUAUAAGUACCAUGAUUAAUAUAAUGUUUGGUAACCACGUGUCCUUGAGUGAUAGAUCUUGCCUAAUUCCCUGACAAAGAAAAAAGGAGAAGAGAGAGAUCCCACCAAGAAUUUCACCCAGAAAUUCCAAUUUCAGGGGUUCACCACACCUAGGGUUACUAGUACAAGUGCACAAAGAUGUGAAUAAAGGUGUUUUUUGCAGUACUGCUUACAAGAGUAAAAAAUUGAAGCAAUCGGAAAGUCCAUUCAUAGAGGAAUAGAUGAAAAAAUGAUGAUACCAUGGAAUCUUACAGAGCUGUUAAAAAGAAUGCAAUAGAUCUGCAUACGCUGAAGGAGAACAGUGUCCACAAUAUACUGUUAAAUGAAAGAAGCAACUUGUAGAAUACUAGACAGGUCCUCAAGGGACUGCGUCUUCCUCAGCAUACUCCCAGCACUCAGCACAGGGCCCAACAUGCAGCAGACCCAAAAUGAGCUCAUGGAGUUCUGUGUUCUAAGAUCCUGUAGUUCUCUGCAGUUUGACAGAACACUCUGAAGCCAAGGCCCUACUCAUCUACAAAGCCUCCAGCUGCCACCAGUCAUUGGAUUUUGAUGCUUUAUCAUUGGGGGCGUAUAAGUGAUUGUUGUAUCUUUUUAAGUUUUGUUUUGUGUUUUUGUCUGGUAUUAAUACUACUUUGGUUUUUUGUUUGUUUUUGUUACUAGUACACCCACUCCUCACUUACCUACAUUGUUAGGUUCCAAAGAACAGGUAAUUAUGCAAAAACCAGUGUUAUGCAAAAAUGGAGGAUGACCACAUCAGAGCACAAAAUGGAGGGUGACCGCAUAAUUACGCAACUGCCAAAUUAUAUCAUUACGUAACUGCCAAACCACUGAGAAUCUUGGCCCAGCCAAGUUGACACAUAACAACCGUCACACCCAUUGUUACUCUUGCUUCACACCUCAGCAUUCAUUACUGCCAGAUGUACAUCGUUAGCGCUCCAAAUAGUAAGUUUUUUUCACUAUUGUUGUAAAUGUGAAAUGUUGGAUAACAAGAUAGUUGAUAAGUGAGGAGUAGGUGUAUUUGCUGGGCAAUCUCUUUCCAUCGCUUCAUUUCCAACCUUUCUGUGUAAUUUUGUUUUGUCUCUGUAAGUCAGCAUCUAGCUAAAUCUUUUUAGAUCCAGCCUAAUUGUCUGUUGGCUUAAUCCAUUCAUGUAUAUGGUGAUUAAUGAUGUAUUAGUAUUUUGACUUACUUCUCCCAUCUUGUGUUUUCAUUUUAUGUUUACUAUCCUUUUUCUUCUUUUUUCCUCCUUUCCUUGUCUCCUGUUAGAGAUAUAAAAGUUUGUUAUUUUCCUACUUUAUCCUUCUGAUUUGGAAACUAUGAAUUGUAUUUUUAUUUUUGUAGUAGUUACCCUUAAAUUUUAACAUACUUAACUGUAAUUUUUUUCUAAGGAAGUAUAAGUAUCUUAUAUAUACAAAUUCCCCAAGAAAACAAUGAUUAUAUCACUUUUUAUUCAUUGAACAACCCGCUCCACCUUCUUCCUUUUUACUGUUGUCUAGAAUUUAAUUUUUUUUAAGUUUAAAAAAAUUUUUUUUUCACAUUCUAUUGUUAAUUGAAUUGACCAGCAUAUCAAUUCUUAUGCCUACCAUUAUUCCUUGCAUCCUGUUUUUCUCUCUGAUUUACAUUUCUUCUUGCCAAAGCACAUCCUUCAGUGGUUCUUUCAGUGAAGGAAGUGCCAUCCUGCUGGAACUUUGGUUUACGUAUGUAUAUGUUGUGUGUGGGUUUGAUUGUUUUAAGAAAAUGAAAUGACGUGUUAAAACUAAUCACAUUAAAAAUUCUAACACCCCAGGAGCAUGUACUGGUAUAACUCAACUAGAAGUCUGACAAAUUUACUGCUGAUUCAGCCCUGACUGAGGAGACCCCUCAUUUUUCGUUCUUGGGCUUCCUGCCUACAUCACCUAAGAAAUUGUUACUAAUAGUGAGCAGAUCCUAGGGGUAAAAUAGGUGUAGUAAUAUUCAUCUAAGGAGCCCUGGUGAGAAACAGUGGUUGAGCACCCGGCUGCUAAGUGAAAGAUUGGCGGUUUGAACCCACCAGCUGCUUCACAGGAGAAAGAUGUAGUCUGCUUCUGUAAAGAUUACAGCUUUAGAAACCCUUUGGGACAGUUCUGCUCUGACCUGUAGGGUCGCUAUGAGUCGGAAUCGACUCGACGGCAGCAGGUUUGGCUUUUUUUUUUUUUUUAAUAUCCAUCUGGGGUAAUAACACUGCUCAGUUUCUGAAUGUUCCAGGUAUCUCUGCCAACAAGCCUUUAUUCUAGAAAGGAGCUGAGGAUCCUUGAGUCCCAGGUGAAAGGGCCAGGAAUGUCUUGACUUUAGCCCUAAACCCUUGUUAGAUGUCCUACUUGUAUAAAUUGCGCCUUAUUUGUUCCUGCAGAUAACUUAGCUCUCUGUGCCGUGGGUUUUUCACCUGUAAAAUGGGAACGAAAUUAUCAACCUUGCAGGGUUACUGUGAAGUUCAAUAAUAUAGAUAAACCAUCUCGUUUAAUGCCCAGCACACAGAAGGCAUUUAAUGAAUGUAGUGGUUAUUAAAGCCCCUAGCACUUCAGAGACACUCAUGGAACACUUGCUGAAUGAAUGAAGAAGCCUGUCAUAAAUGGCUACACGGAGGAGAUAGGUCUCAAAUGAUAGAUAAGAUCUGGGCAGACAUUAAUAGAGGAGGAAAGCAUUCUGUAUGGGAGGAACAGGGUGAGCAAAGAAAAAGAAUCCCGUCUGUCCACUGCAGCCCUGCUCGGGCAAGUGGAGGGGACAGUCUGGCUAGAACAGAGGUUGGGGGCUGGGCCUCAGGGAGAUCAGGCAGGUCAGAAGGUAAACCAGGCUGAGUGUGGAUAAGGACCACUGUGUCUGCCUGGCCAGAUGGCUAUUUUGUAGGCCCGCUUGCUCUGCUGACCACUUGCCCGUGGUUCCCCUUCCUGGCCACAGCCUCUCAUUCUUGAUUGGCAGAAGCUGGCCUUUCCCAUUGUGGCCUGGUAGCCGGGCAAGCUGAAGGCUUAAAAGAGGAAGCAUCAGGAUGAGAUUGGUUUUCAACCAAUAUCUUAUUAAGGAAGUUGAGUCAUUACGCUUCUGCAGUUUGUCCCUCUGGGCAUUCAGAGAAGGACAAGUUUCUACUUCCAGAUGAAAUAAUCAUGAGAGGGGUUUGCCCUGGUCUGCCCUGGCCCCUCAGUGGACAUUCUCAAGAGAAGAAAUGGUCACUGUGGCACUAUAAAAUGAAGAUUUUUAUUUUCCUUUUAUAUGUGGGAGAACCAAGGCUCAAGAUGUUGAAUGCCUUAGGUAAGGCUCAAGGCGCUUUGACUAUAUGAUGCCAAAACAGAGAAGUCCCUUUGUCUCGUGAUGGCAUCUGCUAGCUUGGUAAGGACAAGGGAAUGAACAUUCAUUUAACAUCUUCUGUUGGCCAGGCAAACUGAUUGGCAUUGCAUAUACUUUAGCCCAUUGAGUCCUCGAAACAAUUCUAAAGAACAAAGAACAGAAACUUAGAGAAGUUACCUGCUCAGGUUUAGCCUGCAGACUCAGAAGGCAGCAGCCUGGUUCAACCCCAUCUCCACAGCUUGUAACUGUGGAACUUUUAUAGCAGCCUGUUUAACUUCUCUAAGCCUCAGCUUUCACAUGUGAAAAUGAGAUUAGUAACAGUAGGUGCUUAACAAACAGUGAUAAUUAUUGUUUCGAGUUGGAGUCAUCUGGCCCUAAAAUAAUCCUGACAAGUCUUUAUGUUUUUGGAACUAGAAGGAACCGCAAAAGACCUGCUAGGCCACUUGGUUCUCAAAUGAUCUUCCUCAAAGACCAGGACUCCACAGAGGUCCUUGGUGGACAAAGGGAAGCUAAGCACGUGGGGCACUUCCCACCCUCUCUUACCCAGAGCAGCUGUUUGUCAUGGUGAGCGUGAGCCUGGGAGAUGGCAGUGAUGGAAAUGGCCUGUCCAGGCACCCCUGGCUCAGCAGUUGGGCAGCAGAAGGAGCUCGCCAAAGCCAAGGAGAAGGCACAGACAUUGGGGAAGAAUCAAAGCUCCGUGUGCAAGCUUGAGGCCUCAGAGAAGAGCCCCGUGUUCUGCGGGAAAUGGGAUAUCCUGAAUGAUGUGAUUACCAAAGGCACAGCCAAGGAAGGCUCCGAAGGAGGGCUGGCCGCCAUUUCCAUCAUUGCCCAGGCUGAAUGUGAGAAUAGCCAAGAGUUCAGUCCCACCUUUUCAGAACGAAUUUUCAUCGCUGGGUCGAAACAGUACAGCCAGUCUGAUAGUCUUGAUCAAAUCCCCAACAAUGUGGCCCAUGCAACUGAGGGCAAAAUGGCCCCUGUAUGUUGGAAGGGAAAGCGUCGCGGCAAAGCCCGGAAGAAACGGAAGAAGAAGAGCUCAAAGGGCCUGGCUCAGGCGGGAGUGGCCUUAACCAAACCUCUCCCCAGGACCCCCGAGCAGGAGAGCUGCACAGUCCCAGUGCAGGAGGAUGAGUCUCCGCUAGGCUCUUCAUAUGUUAGAAACACACACCAGUUCAUCAAGCCUCUGCAGGAGCCCAGCCUUGGUCAACUAUGUUUUAAGAAACUCGGGGAGGGCCUACGGCCAGCACUUCCUCGAACAGAAUUUCACAAGCUGAUCAGCCCCCUGCAAUGUCUGAACCAUGUGUGGAAACUCCACCACCCCCAAGAUGUGGGCCCCCUGCCCCAGCCCACUCACCCCUUCCCCUACAGCAGACUGCCCCAUCCCUUCCCAUUCCACCCUCUCCAGCCCUGGAACCCUCACCCCCUGGAGUCCUUCCUGAGCAAACUGGCAUGUGCAGACAGCCAGCACCCCCUGCCUGGCCCACACCUGGGCAAGCUGGCACAUAUAGACAGUCAGAAGCCCCUACCUGGCCCACACUGGGAGCCCAGCUGCCCAUCACGUGGACCCUGUGAGAAGUUCUCUGUGGAGGAAUACCUGGUGCAUGCUCUCCAGGGCAGUGUGAGCUCAGGCCAGGCCCACAGCCUGGCCAGCCUGGCCAAAACCUGGUCGGCAACAGGCCCCAGGCUGCGGGGACCCAGCCCCGAAACUGAGGACAGCGAGGGAGUCCUGCUUAAUGAGAAACUCAAGCCAGUGGAUUAUGAGUACCGAGAGGAGAUCCACUGGGCCACACACCAGCCCCGCCUGGGCAGAGGCUCCUUUGGAGAAGUACACAGGAUGGAGGACAAGCAGACUGGCUUCCAGUGUGCCGUCAAAAAGGUGCGAAUUGAAGUGUUUCGGGCAGAGGAGUUGGUGGCAUGUGCAGGAUUGACCUCGCCCAGAAUUGUCCCUUUGUAUGGUGCUGUGAAGGAAGGUCCUUGGGUCAGCAUCUUCAUGGAACUGCUGGAAGGUGGCUCUCUAGGCCAGCUCGUAAAGCAGGAGGGAUGUCUGCCGGAGGACCGGGCCCUGUACUACCUGGGCCAGGCCUUAGAGGGGCUGGAAUACCUACACACACGAAGGAUUCUGCAUGGAGAUGUCAAAGCUGACAAUGUGCUCCUGUCCAGCGAUGGGAGCCGCGCAGCCCUCUGCGACUUUGGCCAUGCUGUGUGCCUUCAACCUGAUGGCCUGGGGAAGUCCUUGCUCACAGGGGACUACAUCCCCGGCACUGAGACCCACAUGGCUCCAGAGGUGGUGACAGGCAAGCCCUGUGACGCCAAGGUGGACGUCUGGAGCAGCUGCUGCAUGAUGCUGCACAUGCUCAAUGGCUGCCACCCGUGGACUCAGUACUUCCGAGGGCCACUCUGCCUCAAGAUUGCCAGUGAGCCCCCACCUGUGAGGGAGAUCCCACCUUCCUGUGCACCUCUCACUGCCCAGGCCAUCCAAGAGGGGCUGAGAAAGGAGCCCAUCCACAGAGCGUCCGCGGUGGAGCUGGGGGUCAAGGUCAGCCUGGCACUGCAGCAAGUGGGAGGUCUGAAGAGCCCUUGGAGGGGAGAAUAUAAAGAACCAAGACAUCUGCCACCAAACCAAGCAAACUAUCACCAGGCCCUACACACCCAGCCAAGGGAGCUCUCUCUAGGGACCCCAGGACCCCAGCCAGCUGAGAGCACAGCAGACGGGGCUCCUAAGCUCCAGCCUCCUUUACCACCAGAACCCCCAGAGCGGAACAAGUCUCCAACCCUGAACUUGAGCAAGGAGGAGUCUGGGACAUGGGAACCUUUGCCUCUGUCCUCCCUGGACCCAGCCCCUGCCAAAAGCCCAAGCUCACCGGAGCGCAGAGCAACCUUCCCCGAGCAAGAACUGCAGCAGCUGGAAAUAGAAUUAUUUCUGAACAGCCUGUCCCAGCCAUUCUCUCUGGAGGAGCAGGAACAGAUCCUGUCGUGCCUCAGCAUCGACAGCCUCUCCCUGUCAGAGGACAGUGAGAAGAACCCAUCAAAGGCCUCUCAGAGCUCACGGGACACCCUGAGUUCCGGCGUGCACUCGUGGAGCAGCCAGGCAGAGGCUCGCAGCUCCAGUUGGAACAUGGUGCUGGCCCGGGGCCGGCCCACAGACACACCAAGCUAUUUCAAUGGUGUGAAAGUCCAAAUACAGUCCCUCAAUGGCGAACAUCUGCAUAUCCGGGAGUUCCACCGUGUCAAGGUGGGAGACAUCGCAACUGGCAUCAGCAGUCAGAUCCCGGCUACAGCCUUCAGCUUGGUGACCAAGGAUGGGCAGCCCGUGCGCUAUGACAUGGAAGUGCCAGACUCAGGCAUCGAUCUGCAGUGCACCCUGGCCCCUGAUGGCAACUUCACCUGGAGCUGGAGAGUCAAGCACGGCCAACUGGAGAACAGGCCCUAGCCGUGCCCUUCCACCACCAGCUCUGCUCUGCCGAAACAGCCUUCCUUCAUGGUGGCUAGAUACUGCCCUUGAGACACAGGCUCAGCCUACUCCCAGGGACCUUCUGUCCCCUGGGUCAGCGGUGGGACCAGGGGCUGGCAGCAGCAAAGCAGGACUAGCAAACACCACCCAGGAUUUCCCACCUGAGUCCUGCCUGAGCCUGCCAAGAGAACACUGCCCACGUGAGGAAGAGGAGGAAAGCAUGAGGCCUCUUCACUCCAGGAGUAAAGAGGGUCUUCUCUACCCUCAGCCCUAACAAGCUAGCCUGGCAUGUUUGGAUCAGUGAGCACUUGCUGGCAGUCAGGGGAGAGUAGCUUCUGGCCUUGGUCGGGGGGUAGGUGAGCCCCUUUUGUCCUCAGCCUUCGGGCAGGUGUGAGGGUGUCAGUGUCUGAGAUCCCACACCCAGGUCCAGUACAGGCCCUUGGGUUAAUGGUUGAGGGGGCCUCUGUCCCUUCACCUGGCCUUUCCUGGCCGUCUAACCCACUCUUAGAUCUAGAACUGUUCAGAUGAAGUCAGGAAGGAAGGAAUUCCUGGGAGCUUCCACCACACUUCAGGUUGUUGCAGCACAGGUCCAGUUGUUGAACUUGGGUUCAACCAAGAACCAAAGAAGGUAUUUAAGUGGAUGGUUCUUGGUCCCCAAGCACGUGCCCUUUGCUGCUGGCCAGCACUUUGCCCAGAACAACAGACCAUUCUGGCAUCCAGAGCCCCCACGGCAGACCAGCACUGCCCCUGACUAGCUGCACACAGUUCCCUCAUCUGUAAAAAUGAAGGGUGGACACGAGACCCACUUGACCGGAAUGGUCUGAGGAUGGGGCAUGAUAGAUGCAAAAGAAAGCAGCAGACAGUGGCACCAUUGUUGCCGGGGUCACGGCUUUGACACCCAGUACGCCAUCUUCCCCAAGGAUGUGGCCAGGGCCUCACACUCGCACUGACCCUGCCCUGCCCCUGCCCACAGGGGCACUGCCAGCUGCACUUUGCACUCUGAUAACCUCAAAGCACUUUCAUGGCCGCCCUCCAGGAGGGCAGGUCAGUGGCUCUGCUUGAGCACAGGUAAUGACGUGGCCCCCAGUGGGCCAGGUGACAGGGUGAAGGGACUCAAGUCUUGACCUGUCUACACUCAUGUGACUCGUAAAACUUCUUCCAGAUUUCUCUAAGAUGAGCUCCCCUCCCCACUGUCCCAGCCCAGGGGUGUUGAUCAGGACGCAUGUAGCAUUAAUCAACUGUGAAUCAUUGUGGUUAAGGGGCCUGCUAGCCCCAGCCUUCUGGGGUCAUGGGGGGUCCCUUGAAACACCUCCUUGGGGAAUAGCACCUUAUCAAGUUUCAGAAAGCUUGUCCCGACUCUUGCCAAGGUGAUGUUUGUCCAGUCAUUCACAUGGAGCCAUACUGUUACCCAAGGAGAGACCCCCAACCCCCAACACAUGAAGAACUGCAGCCUUGGUACUGCAGAGUCUAGGUUGUAGACUGUAAGCAAUAAAUUUUCAGAGGACGACAA
This is a messenger RNA of Loxodonta africana (African savanna elephant), 19265 nucleotides long. RefSeq names its product mitogen-activated protein kinase kinase kinase 14 (gene MAP3K14). NCBI's taxonomy places the organism in Eukaryota, Metazoa, Chordata, Mammalia, Proboscidea, Elephantidae. Gene Ontology annotation, biological process: canonical NF-kappaB signal transduction; protein phosphorylation. The coding region runs from base 14891 to 17734 and encodes 947 amino acids. The record is from RefSeq and is a predicted model, not a curated record. Gene Ontology annotation, molecular function: protein serine/threonine kinase activity; ATP binding. The transcript has 17 exons.